AGUAAAACAAAAUUUUGCAUGUGUGUGCGUGCAUCGUAAGUGGGGAGUUUGAUGGGACUAUAAAAAUUCGUGCGAAUGAAGAUUUCUGAGCAUUUUUCAGUGGAUUUUCCUCCUCGAAGUGUGUUCGUUUCCGUUUUGCAGUAACUUUUUGAGUUUCCCUUUUUGCGCUGUAAGUGCUUUCCUACGUGCUUCCCAUUUGUAAUUUGAAGAGAACUCGGCAUUAAAAAUGUCAGCUCGCGGUCCAGCUGAAGAUCAACUCAAGCUCUACAAGAAGAGCCAGAAGGGUGCUACGUCGACUGUAACGACAAAGCAUGGAGCCCCCAUUGGUGUUAGGUCUGCUGCUCAGACCGUGGGUCUCAAUGGGCCAAUUCUGCUGCAGGAUCACAACUUCCUCGAUGAGAUGUCCGCCUUUGAUCGUGAACGUAUCCCGGAGCGUGUUGUGCACGCCAAGGGUGCCGGUGCUUUUGGGUACUUUGAGGUGACACACGAUGAAAUUCAGAAGUACUGUGCCGCCAAGGUCUUUGAUACUGUUGGUAAGAGGACCCCAAUUGCGGUGCGUUUCUCCACGGUGGGUGGGGAGAGUGGAUCAGCGGACACAGUGCGUGAUCCACGUGGUUUCCCCAUUAAGUUCUACACUGAAGAUGGAAUUUGGGAUCUUGUUGGCAACAAUACACCAAUCUUCUUCAUUCGUGACCCCAUCCUCUUCCCCAGUUUCAUUCAUACGCAAAAGCGCAAUCCGCAGACGCAUCUCAAGGAUCCCGAUAUGUUUUGGGACUUUAUCAGUCUUCGACCGGAAACAACACACCAGACGGCCUUCUUGUUCUCCGACCGUGGUAUCCCUGAUGGGUAUCGCCACAUGAAUGGCUAUGGGUCGCACACAUUUAAGACAAUCAACAACAAAGGGGAGGCCUUCUAUGUGAAAUUCCACUACAAGACGGAUCAGGGAAUUAAGAAUUUGGAUCCCGUCAAGGCAAAUGAAUUGGCUGCCAAUGAUCCCGAUUACUCCAUUAGGGAUCUCUACAAUGCCAUUGCCAAGGGUGAUUACCCAAGUUGGACUUUCUACAUUCAGGUGAUGACCUUCGAGCAAGCUGAGAAAUUCCGCUUCAACCCAUUCGAUUUGACUAAGAUCUGGCCACAGGCUGAGUAUCCGUUGAUUAAGGUGGGCAAAAUGACGCUGGAUCGCAAUCCCAACAACUACUUUGCCGAAGUAGAGCAAAUUGCUUUCAGUCCAUCGCACUUUGUGCCCGGAAUUGAGGCAUCACCUGAUAAGAUGUUGCAGGGACGUCUCUUUGCCUACGCUGAUACCCAUCGUCAUCGUUUGGGUGCCAAUCAUCUCCAAUUGCCCGUCAAUUGUCCCUACCGCGUCAGCCCUAAGACCUACCAGCGCGAUGGCCCAAUGUGCUUCACUGAUAACCAAGGCGGUGCUCCCAAUUACUACCCCAACAGCUUUGCCGGUCCUGAUACAUGCCCACGUGCUCUGAAGCUCAAUCCACCCUACAAGAUUUGCGGGGAUGUGGCACGCUUUGAUUCGGGCGAGACGGAGGAUAACUAUGCUCAAGUCACGGACUUCUACAGGCGCGUCCUCGAUGCCCCGGCACGUGAACGCAUGGCACAGAAUAUUGCUGGACAUCUCUGUGCUGCCAGCCAAUUCAUCCAGGAGCGUGCUGUGAAGAACUUCUCACAGGUCGAUGCAAGCUUGGGCCAGAAGCUCACGGAGCUUCUCAACAUGUACGAACGCAAGAAGUGCUCCAACCUCUAAAUGAAAAAAAAAUGCCGAAGCAGCAGCAAAUCCAAUUUAAAUCUUGGAAAUCAGGUUACGGUGUCUUUUGCGUUACAUGAAAAUCUUUACUAUCUUUACUAUUGCGCAUUAUAAAAUACAUUUUAUAUUAAUAUAUUCCCUUCUAUCACCAAUUUGGUAUGCAAGAUUUUUGGGGAUUUUUCAAUUGUACGAAGUUUUUUUUUGUAAGGAAACAUUUUUGAGAGAGAUUCAAUAAAAAAAAUCAUUCCGAA
This is a messenger RNA of Lutzomyia longipalpis, 2010 nucleotides long. RefSeq names its product catalase. Gene Ontology annotation, molecular function: heme binding; catalase activity. Gene Ontology annotation, biological process: response to hydrogen peroxide; hydrogen peroxide catabolic process. Lineage: Eukaryota; Metazoa; Arthropoda; Insecta; Diptera; Psychodidae. Gene Ontology annotation, cellular component: cytoplasm; peroxisome; mitochondrion. The transcript is spliced from 3 exons. The record is from RefSeq and is a predicted model, not a curated record. The coding region runs from base 227 to 1759 and encodes 510 amino acids.